Molecule: messenger RNA, 696 nt
Organism: Knipowitschia caucasica
Lineage: Eukaryota; Metazoa; Chordata; Actinopteri; Gobiiformes; Gobiidae
Source: the annotation of a GenBank genome assembly
AUGCUGGUCCCAGUCUGCUCGGUCCUCAGUCUGCUGGGAUGGCUGUGUCUGUACGUGCUGCUGUGUUCGGCCUGCAGGGGGCGCAGUGCAGAAUGGAACGUGCGCCUCGUCACUCUGUCUCACGGCGUCUUCAUUGUCCUCUUCACUGCCUACGUGGUCUUCAUCGACGGCCCCUGGCCCCUCACACACGCAGGCACAGUGAACACCCCCCUGCAGGAGCUGGCCCUCUGUGUGUGUCUGGGGUACUUCCUGUUCGACCUGUGCUGGUGCCUGGUCCACCGCACUGAGGGUCCCGUGAUGAUGGCCCACCACUGCGGCAGCAUCCUGGGCAUCGGCCUGGCCCUGUGGCUGGGCUCCUCCGGCUGUGAGACUUGUGCCGUGGUGUUCGGCAGCGAGCUCACCAACCCUCUCCUGCAGGCGCGCUGGUUCCUGCGGCAGGUGGGACGGUACGAGUCGCUCCUGGGGGACGUGGUAGACGUGCUCUUCAUCUCGCUCUUCGCCGCGGUGCGUGUGGGCGUGGGCACGGCCGUGUUCUACUCCCAAAUGACCUCGCCGCUGCCCGCCCCCGCCAUGAAGGUGGGGGGGGUGCUGAUGUACGGGCUGGCCUGGGUCUUCAUGGUCGACAUCGCUCGCUUCGGGUACAAGAAGAGUCGCACCAAGUAUCUGAGGUGGAAGGAGCGGCCAAAGAGCUCCUGA